AUGGCGAAGAGUCCAUGCCGCCAUGUCCGUUCUGCAAGCUUUCCCUCUGUGUCUCAUCCUCUAAUGUCAAAGAUUGAGAAGAAGCUGAAGGAAUUGAGGGGUGACUGGGGAGCGUUGUCUUCGUCUUCUCCUUCAUCAUUGUCCCAUCGCACAGUGGAAUCACUGUGCAACGGCCUUACUGGUCUGGCCGACUUGCUUGAAAGCAUUGAGAAGUUGCUUCAACCGCCGUUCGCCUGCCAGGCAGCUUCUGCACUAGUAGUCCAUGGCCAACAACCCCGCUGUAAAUGGGUGGACGAGGUGUUGAAUGGAUCUCUGACGCUACUGGAUGUGAGUGGCACCAUCCGAGACGUUUUGUUGCAGAUGAAAGAGCAGGUGCACGGCAUUCAGUCGGCACUCCGGAGGAGGAAGAACAUUGCCGAGUUUCAUGACUUAGAAAGUAGCAUUGUUUCAUACAUGUCCUGUAGAAAGACAAUGAGCAAGGUGAUACCCAAGUGUAUGAGCCAUUUGAAGAGGAUGGAGAAGAAACAUGGCUCGUCUCUUUCAGGCGACGACAGCCAUGAGAUUGUGGUUGUGGCUGGUAUUCUGAGAGAAGUUGAAGGGCUUUCGCUCAUUAUCCUUGACUCGCUCUUGUCCUUCAUAGCCGGCCCGAGGGCAGCGCCGGCCGGUUGGCCAUUGGUGUCGAAAUUGAUGCACAACAGAAGAGUACUGGGAGUGGCGUGUGAUGGGCAAAACGAGGACUACGCCAAUGAAGUAGAGAAGGUGGAUGCUGCAUUGUGUGGCCUCGUCAGUGGUGGUCGUAGGUCAUCGUCGUGCAAAGAUAAUGAAGCGGUGGCCAUGCAAGAUGUGCAGAAAUGGUUGAAGGUGUUGGAGAUGAGCGUCGGGGCACUUGAGGACCGUUUGGAAUGUUUGUUCAGGCAUUUAAUCAAAACAAGGGUCUCCCUUCUCAACAUUCUUAGCCAGUAA
This is a messenger RNA of Nelumbo nucifera (sacred lotus), 963 nucleotides long. RefSeq lists its product as uncharacterized. The record is from RefSeq and is a predicted model, not a curated record. Gene Ontology annotation, biological process: root development; shoot system development. NCBI's taxonomy places the organism in Eukaryota, Viridiplantae, Streptophyta, Magnoliopsida, Proteales, Nelumbonaceae.